Messenger RNA from Musa acuminata subsp. malaccensis (wild Malaysian banana), 1948 nucleotides. RefSeq names its product F-box protein At5g51380. Gene Ontology annotation, cellular component: SCF ubiquitin ligase complex. Gene Ontology annotation, biological process: SCF-dependent proteasomal ubiquitin-dependent protein catabolic process. NCBI's taxonomy places the organism in Eukaryota, Viridiplantae, Streptophyta, Magnoliopsida, Zingiberales, Musaceae. The record is from RefSeq and is a predicted model, not a curated record. Gene Ontology annotation, molecular function: protein binding.
ACAAGUAGUGUUGGAAGUCCCAAAUAAGACAAAAAGAGGGCGUGAUCUUGCUCAGAUCCGGACCGUCCGUUCGCUGCAACCGAUCGGAGGGUGAUCCGGUGGUCAUCAUCUCUGUAUCCUGGAGGAGAACAAGAGAUGGAUGGAACGAUAACAAUCAAACAGAUUGAUGGCAGCCGCAUUUGCUCUCGCACGGAGAUUUGACAAGUAGAGGGACAAGAGGCAGCGGCGCCCGAGGCGAUGCACCGGCAACCCACCACUAUCGACGCCUAGCCGGAACCCUAGAUGCACCACCACCGCCUGAGGAGCUGGCCCGACCUCUGGUUCGCUGCCGAUAACCGCCUCAAGCAUGUGCUCCUCAAGAUGGGUCUGGGUGACCAGACCCUAACCCUGAAGGAUCUCCCGCCGCGGCCUGUCGGAGGAGGCGUCGCGGAUCCCACCGCGACGCUGUCCGACGAGAUCCUCCUCCGCAUCCUCGCCGCCGUUCCCGAGUCCCUCCGCCUCCCUGCCUCCCUCGUCUGCAAGCGAUGGCUCCGCGUCGUAGGCCGCCUCCGGCGCUCCCUCACACUCCUCGACUGGUCCAUCAUCGGCCGCCGUCGCCUCCCCCUCCGCUUCCCCGACCUCACUGAUUUGGACCUCGUCCCUGCCUCCUUCGCGUCCCCUUCCGCCGCCGCCGCCGCCGCCGCCCUCUGCAAGGGCUGCGUGCUUCUCACUGUGGGCCCAGUCUCCGUCGCCGUCGACAUCGGCGUCGACCUUCCCGUCGGUGAGUGCCGCUUCCUCGAGCCGGCUGCAAUCGAUCGCGGCCUCAUGACCGUCGCCCGUGACUGCCCUGGCCUUCGGAAGCUUUCCCUCGUCGCCGUAGCCUCGGAGGCUGGCCUCAUGUCCGUCGCUGGAGGAUGUAACACUCUGCAGGAGCUGGAGCUCCACCGCUGCUCUGAUCUCUCCCUCCGCCCCAUAUCGGCCUUCAACAACCUCCAGAUCCUGCGGCUGGUGGGUUCAGUCGAGGGGCUCUACCGUGGGCCUGGCGUCACCGACAUCGGACUCACGAUACUGGCCCAUGGGUGCAAGCGGCUGGUGAAGCUGGAGCUAGGCGGAUGUGAAGGCAGCUACGAUGGCAUCUCCGCCAUAGGGCGUUGUUGCAUGAUGCUUGAGGAAUUGACGAUCUCCGACCAUCGGAUGGAUGCUGGGUGGAUGGCGGCGUUGUCCUUCUGUGUAAACCUGAAGAAGCUGAGGCUGCAAAGUUGCAGAAGGAUAGACAUUGAUCCAGGGCCAUUGGAGCACCUCGGAACGUGCCCAACCAUUGAAACUCUACAGAUGCAGCGGUGCCAGCUGCGGGAUAAAAGAAGCUUGCAGGCACUGUUUAUGGUGUGCGAAGCUGUUAGGAAUCUUAGGUUCGAAAAUUGCUGGGGCCUCGACAAUGACAUGUUUGGACUUGCGAGCAUUUGCAGAAGGGUGAAGUUUCUCUCAUUAGAAGGAUGCUCUCUUUUAACAACAGAAGGUUUUGAAUCAGUGGCUCUAUCCUGGGUGGAUUUGCAGCGUCUUGCAGUUGUCUCAUGCAAUAAUAUAAAGGAUGAUGAAGUUUCUCCUUCUCUAUCAAGCCUUUUCUCAGUUCUCAAGGAGUUCAAGUGGAGACCAGACACCAAAUCUGUUCUUGCUAUGAGCUUGGUAGGGACAGGCAUGGGGAGGGGUGGGAGAUUUUUUAAGAGGAUCUGAAGCUUGGUUUCUACAGGAUUAACAGCAGCCAAAAGAAAUCAAAGAAGAGUUGUGAAUAGAGAUGAGCAUUGCUCAUUGUGUGGAUACAAAAUCACACUGAUGUGCUGCCAUUUUUGUGCUUUCAAGUUCAUGUCUGCUGGUUUAACAUAUUCUUUUACAAGUGGCUGUUUGCCUCUGUGGAUUACGGUAUAGACGGCUCGAUACAUCGACCAUUUUAAUAAUCUUAGUCGUUCUUCCA